AGUUGAGACUCUAGAGAGAGAGAGAGAGAGAGUAUGUUUGGUCUUCUUCUUCAUCAUCUUCGUCCUUAACCCAUGCAUCUCUGGUCCCUCUAUAAUCAUGAGUUUCCUUUUACCAUCAUUACCUUCAGAACACUUCUUCUUCUUCUCUCUCUCACUUGCAAAACACAAGCGCUCUAUCUAUUUCUAUAUAAUGCUUGCUUUUUUCAUUCUGUUUUACAUAGUUCUUUUAUAAAACCAUAAGAUGUGUCUGAGAUCUUUAGAAUCAUUCCCAGACACACGCACACCCACGAUGAGAUCAGCUUCAUGCCACAACAAACGUAACUUUAAGACACAAACCCAUCUUCGUGUCCUUAAUCUCACCAGGAGGAGAAGAAUACUUAGGGAAGAGAAGGAGAUGGAGAUGAGAAACAUGAAGCUCUUCCUAGAGAAUCAAAGCAUCAUACGAGAGAAUGAGGCUCUAAAGAAGAAAGCUGCUCUUCUCCACCAAGAAAACAAUGCUCUCUUCUCUCUGCUUCAUCCAAAACUCUCCCCUGUUUCAUCCUCCUUCCCCUAGUGAUGUUCUUGAACCCUGUUUCUUGAUUACGUUUGUACUACUCGUCUUGUACCCUCGCUAGAAACCUAAAUUUGUCUAUGUAAUAAGUGUUAAUACAUAUCAAUGAUUAUAUUUCGCCCUUUUUUUU
Raphanus sativus (radish) is the source of this 680-nucleotide messenger RNA. RefSeq names its product protein LITTLE ZIPPER 2. NCBI's taxonomy places the organism in Eukaryota, Viridiplantae, Streptophyta, Magnoliopsida, Brassicales, Brassicaceae. The record is from RefSeq and is a predicted model, not a curated record. The coding region runs from base 242 to 553 and encodes 103 amino acids. The transcript is spliced from 2 exons.